CCCGUGUAAAAUUUAUUCUUGCCACUGCGCUUGCACGGCUUGCGGAAGGGAGGCCAGCUGUGUUAAUGCCUAGACUCCUUGAAUGACAGAUCAACCAGUCACUCGAUGGGGAGCAACGGCGGACCACCUUUUUGUGUCACCUUCCCUCUUCUCUGUAGCAAGAAAAGUCACUUCAGCACCUCUUCGAUAAUAAUGAUGAAACUGGUAUUAACUGAAUGGCAAUUAUGGAUUUUUAACUCUAAUUCACAGUAAGCCAGCAAAGCCAUAUGUUUCAAAUCCAACCCAAAGUCAUUCUGUUCUGCUGCGUGUCUCACCCGAUUGUUAGAAGUGGAGAGAUCUCUGUCUGCGCAAAGAGGGAUAUAAGCAUUACUUGCCGGAGGAGCACGACUGGAGCAGAAAGAGAAGGCGUCCUAAUUUAUCCUUAACGAUAUAUGAUAGCAUUAUUUAUAUAGAUAGAGGAAAUAUAUAUAUAUAUAUUUUUUUGGUGGUAAUGAAAAUGGCUCCGCAAAAUGCCGACUCGGAAUCUAUGCAAGUUCAAGACUUGGCUGUGCCCCUGCCGGACCUGCAGAAGCCCGGAAGCACGGACGCCCACUAUGAGACCAUCAGCGAGGGGUCCAUCGACCGGAUCCCCGUGCGCCUGUGGGUGAUGCACGGGGCCGUGAUGUUCGGCAGGGAGUUCUGUUAUGCCAUGGAGACGGCGCUGGUCACGCCCAUCCUGCUGCAGAUUGGCCUUCCGGAGCAGUACUACAGCCUCACCUGGUUCCUGAGCCCCAUCCUUGGCCUCAUCUUCACACCCGUCAUCGGCUCCGCCAGCGACCGGUGCACCCUGAGCUGGGGCCGCCGGCGGCCUUUCAUCCUGGUCCUGUGCAUCGGCGUGCUCUUGGGCGUGGCGCUGUUCCUGAAUGGCUCUGCCAUCGGUCUGUCCCUCGGUGAUGUCCCCAACCGGCAGCCCGUCGGCAUCGUCCUCACAGUGCUGGGGGUGGUCAUCCUGGAUUUCAGUGCUGAUGCGACCGAGGGCCCCAUCCGUGCCUACCUGCUGGACGUGGUGGACAGCGAGGAGCAGGACAUGGCCCUCAACAUCCACGCCUUCUCCGCCGGCCUCGGCGGGGCCAUCGGCUAUGUGCUGGGGGGGCUGGACUGGACCCAGACCUUCCUGGGCGCCUGGUUCCGGACGCAGAACCAGGUGCUCUUCUUCUUUGCGGCCAUCAUCUUCGUGGUGUCGGUGGCCCUGCACCUGUUCAGCAUCGAGGAGGAGCAGUACAGCCCCCCCCAGGAGCGCGCCGGGGAGGCGGCCGACAGCCCGCCCCCCGCCCCCCGCCCCACCAUGCUGGAUGGCGGCAGCGCCUCGUUCCCGGCGGAGGUGCAGUCGGAGCACGAGCUGUCGCUGGACUACCUGGGCGUGGACAUGGUGCGAAGCAAGAGCGACUCUGUGCUGCAUGCGCCGGACGCGGCCCUGGACCUGGAGCCCGAGCUGCCCUUCCUUCCCGACAUCGAGCCCUCCAUCUUCCACGACGGCUCCUGCCCCAGCACCCCGCGCAGCACCAGCCAGGAGCUCACCUGGGCCAGGCCCUACCGCCUGGCCUCGGUGCUCAGGGAGCGCGUGAACGAGGACGAGACGCUGCUCGAUAAGCACCUGGAAGAAGCCAGAGUCCCCAACGGAAGUGGCUCGCCCCCGAAGGACGGCCUUGGGGUCUACCCCAGGGUGGACAUGAAACCCGUGGCCGCGUCCAGCUCCAUGAGGCGGCGAAGGCACACGUUCCACCGGCAGGCCUCCAGCACCUUCUCCUACUACGGCAAGAUCGGCUCCAACUGCUACCGCUACCGGCGGGCCAACGCCGUGGUCCUCAUCAAGCCGUCGCGCAGCAUGAGUGACCUGUACGACCUGCAGAAGCGGCAGCGGCAGCGGUGCCGCCACCGGAACCAGAGCGGGGCCACCACGUCCAGCGGCGACACGGAGAGCGAGGAGGGGGAGGGCGAGACCACGGUGCGGCUGCUCUGGCUGUCCAUGCUCAAGAUGCCCAGGGAGCUGACGCGGCUCUGCCUCUGCCACCUGCUCACCUGGUUCUCCGUCAUCGCCGAGGCCGUCUUCUACACCGACUUCAUGGGCCAGGUCAUCUUCGAGGGGGACCCCAAGGCCCCCUCCAACUCGACGGCCUGGCAGGCCUACAACGCCGGCGUGAAGAUGGGAUGCUGGGGCCUGGUUAUUUAAGCGGCCACCGGUGCCAUCUGCUCAGCCCUGUUGCAGAAGUGCCUGGACAACUACGAGCUGAGUGUCAGGGUCAUCUACGUGCUGGGGACGCUGGGCUUCUCCAUCGGCACAGCCGUGAUGGCCAUGUUCGCCAAUGUUUACGUCUCCAUGGUCAUGAUCAGCACCAUGGGCAUCGUCUCCAUGAGCAUCUCCUACUGCCCCUACGCCCUGCUCGGGCAGUACCACGACAUCAAGGAGUAUGUCCGCCACAGUCCCGGGAGCUCCAGGCGCGGCUUCGGGAUCGACUGUGCCAUCCUCUCCUGCCAGGUGUACAUCUCCCAGAUCCUGGUGGCGUCUGCCCUCGGGGGUGUGGUCGACGCUGUCGGCACCGUGCGCGUCAUCCCCAUGGUGGCCUCCGUGGGCUCUUUCUUGGGCUUCCUGACAGCCACGUUCCUGGUGAUCUACCCAGAUGUGUCGGAAGAGGCCAAGGAAGAGCAGAAGGGCCUGUCUUCCCAGCCUUCGGGCGAAAGCGGGGGCGGCGGCGAGAAGCCCACCGUCCUGAGGCUGACCCGGAAGGAGGGCCAGCCGAGGAAGCUAGAGACAGAGUCGAUGGUCUGA
This is a messenger RNA of Hyaena hyaena (striped hyena), 2806 nucleotides long. It is a transcript of the gene SLC45A4, whose product is annotated as solute carrier family 45 member 4. Gene Ontology annotation, molecular function: sucrose:proton symporter activity. Gene Ontology annotation, cellular component: membrane. Gene Ontology annotation, biological process: transmembrane transport. The record is from RefSeq and is a predicted model, not a curated record. The transcript is spliced from 8 exons. Lineage: Eukaryota; Metazoa; Chordata; Mammalia; Carnivora; Hyaenidae.